GGCGUGAGGCUGGCGCGGUCGCUCGGGGAGCGCGGCGCGGCUGAGCUGACCGUUUCUUUGGAGAAGAAAAACCUUAAGAUGGCAGGCAAAGGAAUUAACACAGACUGCAUGUCAUGCAGUGUACUGAACUGGGAGCAGGUCAGCCGUCUGCAUGAGGUUCUUACAGAGGUGGUUCCAAUCCAUGGACGAGGUAACUUUCCAACGCUGAAGAUAACUCUGAAGGACAUUGUUCAUACAGUUCGGAGUAGGCUGAGCGAAGCAGGCAUUGUGGUACAUGAUGUCCGUCUGAAUGGCUCUGCAGCUGGUCAUGUUCUGGUCAAGGAUAAUGGGCUGGGAUGCAAAGACCUGGAUCUCAUUUUUCAAGUUUCUCUUCCAAGUGAGGCAGAGUUUCAGUUAGUUCGAGAUGUGGUGUUGCGAUCCCUCUUGAAUUUCUUGCCAGAAGGAGUAAGCAAGCUAAAAAUCAGUCCAGUAACAUUGAAGGAAGCCUACAUCCAGAAGCUAGUCAAAGUGUACACAGAAUCUGACCGCUGGAGCUUGAUAUCGCUUUCCAACAAGCAUGGCAGGAAUGUGGAGCUGAAGUUUGUAGACUGUAUAAGGCGACAGUUUGAGUUCAGUGUGGACUCCUUCCAAAUCAUACUGGACUCCCUGCUCUUUUACUAUGACUACUCAGAAACCCCCAUGUCAGAGCACUUCCAUCCCACUGUGAUCGGGGAGAGCAUGUAUGGAGACUUUGAAGCAGCUUUUGAUCACCUCCAGAACAAGCUGAUAGCUACCAAAAAUCCUGAAGAGAUCCGAGGUGGUGGGCUUCUGAAGUAUAGUAAUCUCUUAGUACGAGACUUCAGGCCCAUGGAUAAGGAUGAGAUCAAAACAUUAGAGCGCUACAUGUGCUCCCGCUUCUUCAUAGACUUCCCAGACAUCCUGGAUCAGCAGCGCAAACUAGAGACCUACCUCCAGAACCACUUCUCCAAAGAAGAAAGGAGGAAAUAUGACUACCUCAUGAUUCUGCGCAGGGUGGUGAAUGAGAGCACAGUCUGUCUCAUGGGACAUGAGCGAAGGCAGACUCUCAACUUGAUUUCUCUGCUUGCACUCAGAGUACUGGCAGAACAGAACAUCAUCCCUAAUGCCACUAAUGUUACCUGUUACUAUCAGCCAGCACCUUACGUUAGUGAUGUCAACUUCAGCAACUACUAUCUUGCAAACGCUCCUGUGCCGUACAGCCAGUCCUACCCCACUUGGUUGCCUUGCAAUUGAUUGUUUCACCUGAGUAUUCUUGAGUGGAGGCUACUGAAAGCCAAGAUGCUGAGUAUAUAUAUAGGCAAGUAAUAGCUGUUAGUUGGAGGUUUUCUGAUGGAAACAUGACUGCAUUGGACUGUCUGUUUCCUGGUGUGCAGUAGGAAUAUGCAACCAGGUGACCUGCUAUGAACCUUUCAACAUAUUUAUCCAAAUACCAAGAAGCCUUAUUACCUCUCCAUUAGGAGAAGAGAAGCAGCAGCUGAAUGUUAAGAGGAAUAGUUACAAAACAGUACUAGCUCCAGAAGUGGCUAUUAACAUGGGAUCUAAGUGGAGUAUUCAGUAAUCUAGGUUAGUUAAUAGAGGAAAGACUGUAAAAUGUCUUCAGCAGAGCAGAAGCCACUCCUGGAAUAGCAGCAAAAUUCUGCUUUAUUGCCUAACCUCAUAACUCUACACUUCCUCAGUUCAAGUUCUGGACAAUUUUCUAUUGAAUUAGUUGUGCAAGAGUGGGCUUGUGUCAAACUUGGGCUGUUUCUGCUUUCUGACUGUGUAGAACUGGUAACUAUAUGGAUACUCUUGGUCUUGUAGAGGGCCUAAAUGUUGUUUCCUGUAGUACCUAGGGAUCUAUGGUCCUGCCUCAAAUUCAAGAUUAAUUUAUUGGAAGUUGAAGGUGGAUUAGUUAGUCCAUCUCUACAGCAUAAGCUGGCUAAAUUUUUCUUGAGUACAAAAAUUUGGAAGGUGGCAUCUCUAAAUGUGCACCAAAGCACGAUCUAAAACUUCCUAAUGUGGAAAGUCCUUGGAAUGAGGAAUUGAAGUCUUAAAUGGAAUUAGAACCACAGUUUGAAAAGCUAGGAUGGGAAAAUACUGUCAAGUCCAGGCUCAAGAUAAAGCCUUUCUGCCUGCAUCUUUCAAAACCAUUUUUGACACAGUUGGAAAGUAGCACAGCUCUUACACCGAGGUUUGGCCCAACUUUCUUCCUCAGGUCUACAGCAAUCAAAAAAAAAAAAAAAAAAAAAAAAAAUCAAUACCUUCCCCCCCCCCCCCCAAAACCGCAAACAAACUCCAAAAGCCAAAAAAAAAAAAAUCCCCAAACCACUUUGAGUUGCAGGAUGAUGUGCGUUCCUGUCACAGUAUAAAUUCCUACGUGCCUCCUAAAAUUAAUUUCUUCUUGUACAACUUCAGGCAGGUCCUGAAGGCUUGUCUUUCUGUCACCACUUAAGAGUUGAGCUUACUGGUUUAUCGCUAUCACCGGGUCACUGUACAAGAUGGUAUUUUGAGCGGUUAGAGUAAAAUUCUUCCUCUGUACUAGUCUUAACCUGCACUUGAAGAGGUAUAUAAACCCUAAGCAGAGCUCUCCACGGAGGCUGUAUGUGGUGAAAGUCUGCCCCUAUUUUCAGAAUAGCCUCUGGAAGAGUAUGUACUCCCUCGGAGGUGUAGGGUGCUGACCUUCAUAAAGGGUAUGUGCUGAACUUGCUGCUUUGAAACUCCUGUGUUUUAUAAGGAAGGUUAAAAAUUCCCUGGUUAUGUAUAUAGCUGUAUUAGAAAUUGGUAUAUUAACUGGAUGAUUUUCACUGAACUGCAAUAGUAAAGUACAUAUAGCAAAUGAUCUUGUGUUUGUUUAACCAGAGAAGUAGACUAGAAAGGCAACUCUUAGAGCUGCUUAAUAUGUGCUUGUGCAAUGUUUAAGAAUACUUGUCUGCUAAACCUUUUUAAAUGACUUCUAGUUGUCUCUGCAAGCUUGUGAGACCGAAGUGCCUUGAUCAAACAAAUGAUUUAACCUUAGAAGGUAAAGCAGAAAGCAGGUGAAACACCAAUGUGUGGUUGCUGUUCAAGGUAGAGAACAGUAGCAGUGCAGCACUUGAACAGGUAGUUUUUUACUGCUGUUUCUCACAGGACCAAAAACUUCUAGUUACAUUGCGAGUUCUCUCAUUUUUCGUAACUACUUCAUAAAGAGUGCCUCAAUAAAGCCGUUGGGGUACUUUUUUGUUCUGACUUUUUUCAUUUAGCUUAGGAAGGCAGGGAGGGGUACCAUCUUGAAAGCAGGCUGUAGCCAAGUAUGCUUUAGCUUAAUUUUUUGAACAGUCUUGUAAACAACUUCAGUAGCAAAUAGGCAAAUAAUUCGGUGUCUUCUGUUGUGGUUUUUUUCAUUAAAGGCUUCCUGAGUAGCUAGCCAAAGUAGCUAAACUUGAAAGUAAACCCAGGCUUUUUCACUAACUGUGGCUUGAUGUAGCUUACAAACAAGGCAUCUCUCACCCAAGACUGACUGUUUGGAAGGCUUUUUAAAAACUAGUAUGAUGCCAGUGUUAAGUGUGUUAAACUUAAUGCAGGCUUACUACUGGACUAUCACUAGAAAGAAGGAAGCCUUUUGCUUAGGAGUUUGUAAUUACUGUCAUCUCAAAUAGCUGUUUUUAAAGCCAACCUAAGCUAUACCCAUUGCUGAAGUAAACCAUUGCCUAGAGUGACGCUGUUUGCUUUGCAUAUGGAAUAGCUUGGACUCAUGUAUCUGUCUCGUGUGGUCCCAUGGCUGAUCUUUAGAAGCUGUUCCUGUGUAUCAGCUCAUGUGGAAGAAGUGGUCAGAUGCUCAGGAGGAGUGCUCACAAGCUUGAAACAGACUUGUGUUUUACUAGUCUUUGAAUGCCUUGGCUGCUGAAUGUCAGGCUGGGUGCAUCUACUGGAAAAGGAAGUGCAAGAAGGCUUUAAUGGAUUCCUACUGAGCUAUGGAGAAUUCAAGGUUCCCGCCAUAAAUAUCGUGCUUUUGCUAAUGUAACCUGUUGUUGAGGUCUCUAAGAAAGCUUUAUGUUGAAUGGCUGCUUUCUGAACAGCUCACUGCCUGGAUUUAAGCUUUGCAGGAUUGCUGUACUCCCUGCCUGGAUCUCAAGUUGCUCUUGCAUAUUAGAAAUAUUGAUGCUUUGUAGCCUGGAUGUUAAGCUCUUGAAUAGUUAAACUGUACCCUGAUGCUGCACACUACCUACUGCAUUUGCUUGACUGUGUAAGGGAUUGCUGGGAAACUGUUGAUAUAGUUGCUUUCAAGACAGCCCUGACUUGGAAGGUAAAGCUGGAAUACUCAGUAGCUUUUCAUCAAUGUGUUGCAAGUAGUCCACCCCUGUCUGUUUCAAGUUGUCCUAGCAGCCUGAUGUUGCAUGUAGCAGUGGCUUAAUUUGGCGUAUGCUAGCUGGUUUGAGUUCAGGUUUAUGGUGGCCCCCGUAGCAAGGAGUAACAUGAGAUAAGCGCUGGGUAAAAGUUAAGUGAUGACCCUAGGCCACGUAUAGGCCACCUGCUUGAUUCUGUCUCCCUUUGGUACUUAAUGAUGCCUCUGCAAACCUGCUCUAUCCUUUCUUACUCACUUGUGUGUCAAGCAAAGGUUAGAGAAAGACUACUAUACCUCAGACUAUUACCCUAACACAUUCCCUCUGAGCAGUGCCAUCAAAACAAAGCUACAGUAACACUAGACUGCAAGUCUUAUGUCAGUGCAUAAUUCCUCAGGAGUAGGCUUCUAGUAAACUAGACUGUGUGGUUUAAAAUAGCUGUUUUCUUCCUGUAGCUUAAGCUCUGCUGGGCUGAGCCAGCCUGAGGUUAAGCAUCUGUUGUCAACAUUUAUUGCCAAGUCCCCCUCGACUUACAGUUUAUUGGUGUGACUUCUUCAUUGUAAGGUAGAUUUUUUUUUUUUUUUUUUUGAUUUUAUAAAGAUGCUACCAAGGAGACCUAGUAUUAGACUGGAUUUUAGUCACUUUGAUAAAAUCUGUAUGCUGAUCCAUGGUCACUCGGAAAAGUUGUAAGGCAAAGCAUGCUUCGUGCUUCCUCAGCUCAAUAUUUAAUUGUUGCUGUGUUUGUCUUCAGCUAGUUCAAUCACUAAGCUGGAGGUUGAAGACUACUGCUUGAUUUUGAGUAACCAUUUUUCAAAAGAUCCUCACCCUUUAACAUUCAUAAUCUUGUCUACAAAGCAGUAGGUAAUAUUUAAAUCUAGUUCAAAUACCUAAAGCUUUUUAUUGAAACUUGAAGACCUGUAUUUCAGGAUUGAGUUCUGGGGUUAAGCAUUUGGUAUGUUUUGUGCCUAGGCUUUGUGGGUUUCUGAUCACUACAGUAAGUACUAAUGUUGGUAGUGAACUCUGCUUAUUACUAUAUGAGUGUUUGGGAAAAGACCUCUUAGGAGAGAACUUGGACAAAUUGCUUCAAUUCUAAGUUGUCGGUGUAGUGAUGGUAUUGUUCACUGUCCCUCUCACUCAAUUCCUUCAGUCAGGAUGCCAUAAUUGUUAGGCACGCUGAUAAGCAAUAAGUUGACCAUAGUCACUGGCAACUUGGUCUAAUUUAGGCAUUGGGAGAGCCAAAUGGAUAGUAAUACUUCUAGCCUUUGCAUCUAAGUCUUACUCAACCGUUUGUUAAUUGUGGUGAAGUGUAUUUCAUAUAUGUUCUUUAAUUUCAAUUAAACUAGCUAUGAGGUGGGAUCCUGGGCUAUAGUUAUAGAAGCUUUGGAGGGAAUGGUUGGAGCACUCGUUUUUUCUCAGUCAUAUUGAAGAGAAGGCCACUCACUGAAGUGUCUGGAUUGGGCUUGUCUUUCUGAUUAAAAUUGCACUUGUUGAAAUUUAGAAGGCCAUUUUUGCUAUGUUUGUCUCUUGUAUUAUUUUUCACUAUUAAAAGAAGUCAGCUCUUGGAAAAUCUGUCUCAUACCUCUGGAAGAAGUGAGUCUUUUUGUGCGAAUAAACUUAUGCUAAACAUU
Tyto alba (common barn owl) is the source of this 5944-nucleotide messenger RNA. It is a transcript of the gene TENT5C, whose product is annotated as terminal nucleotidyltransferase 5C. NCBI's taxonomy places the organism in Eukaryota, Metazoa, Chordata, Aves, Strigiformes, Tytonidae. The record is from RefSeq and is a predicted model, not a curated record. Gene Ontology annotation, molecular function: RNA binding; poly(A) RNA polymerase activity. The transcript is spliced from 2 exons. Gene Ontology annotation, biological process: mRNA stabilization. Bases 79 to 1251 code for a protein of 390 amino acids.